AUGAGCUUCCCCGGUGCCGCGCCUCCACCCGAAGGAGUCACGCCAAAUCUGGAUAAUCCCGCCGAUAUACUCGUGACCACGAAUUAUGUCACUCAGGUUCUGACCCUCUUCUUCACGACGGUGUUUGUUGCGACGCGGUUCUUUGCAAAGUAUAAGGUUAUGGGAGGAGGUAUUUCAAGGGAUGAUGUUGCUACAUAUGUUUCAUUUGUCUUGAUGGUGGGCUACUGCAUCACAGCUGCUAUAGCUAGUAAAUAUGGUGCCGGUAAUGAUCAGUGGGAAGUAAGCUCAAAGGAUCUAACAUCCUUCCUCAAGUACGGCUACGCAGCAACCGUCUUCUACGCCCCGAUGGCCCUCGGCGUCAAGCUCUCCCUUCUCUUCAUUACAAUCCGCGUCUUCGGCAAAGUCCACAAGAAAACCACAAUAGGAAUCUACAUCUUCAUCGGCAUGCUAGUCGCCUACUACGUAUCUGGUUUCUUCAUCAAGAUCUUUAUCUGCAGGCCCAUAAGCUCCUACUGGAUGGGCGAGAUGGAGAAUUGUCUCGAUCAAAACGCCAUUAUCACUGCUGAUGCCUUCAUCAGUGUGGUUAGCGACUUGGCGAUUCUGUUCUUGCCUACACCGCUUACUUGGUCACUACAACUUUCCAUGAGAAAGAGACUUCGAGUUAUUGGUAUUCUUUGCGCCGGCGGUGUUGCGACGGGGUUCAGUAUUUAUCGAUUGGCUAUGAUUCUGAAGGAGAGAGGUUCAUCUAACCAGACCAUCGUUUUUACAAAGGUCAUUCUUUCUGGUAAUGCAGAAGCGGGCAUCGGCUUGAUAUGCGCCUGUCUCCCCUCCAUAAGUGCCCUUAUAGUCCGACGCAACGGCUAUGCCUCCCGUGGCUACCAAAGUUCAGGGCCAGCCGAUAUCAGCAGACAUGGGGAGAUCAUCCUGACAAGGUCAUAUCAGGUGGAGACGAGCAAGAAAGCCCAGACCGAUCCAUUUCAUCUUGGGAACGAUGAGGCUGGUCUGAUUGCCAGUAUAAAUGCCAAUUCCAAGAGUAACUGCUCUAGUAGAGCGAGAUCUCCAGAAUCGGCUUGA
Molecule: messenger RNA, 1074 nt
Organism: Fusarium coffeatum
Lineage: Eukaryota; Fungi; Ascomycota; Sordariomycetes; Hypocreales; Nectriaceae
Exons: 5
Coding region: 1-1074 (357 amino acids)
Source: RefSeq, a predicted model, not a curated record